Messenger RNA from Centropristis striata (black sea bass), 2938 nucleotides. It is a transcript of the gene gmpr2, whose product is annotated as guanosine monophosphate reductase 2. Gene Ontology annotation, biological process: nucleotide metabolic process. Gene Ontology annotation, cellular component: GMP reductase complex. The transcript is spliced from 10 exons. NCBI's taxonomy places the organism in Eukaryota, Metazoa, Chordata, Actinopteri, Perciformes, Serranidae. Bases 139 to 1185 code for a protein of 348 amino acids. Gene Ontology annotation, molecular function: GMP reductase activity. The record is from RefSeq and is a predicted model, not a curated record.
CUCACAGAGAGGAAAAAGAAACAGCGGCACAGACAAAAUCAACAAUACUCUCCUAAAGAUCCACAUCUUCGGACAAACUGCUCCAGCUCACUCUUUUUUUUUUGCGACACUGAGUUACAAGAAAAUCCUGUUUUCAAAAUGCCUCGCAUUGAGAAUGACAUAAAACUGGACUUUAAGGAUGUGCUGCUGCGCCCGAAGCGGAGCACACUCAAGUCCAGGAGCGAGGUAGACCUGAUGAGGAGCUACACUUUCAGGAACUCCAAGGGCAGCUACAGAGGGAUCCCCAUCAUCGCUGCUAACAUGGACACUGUGGGGACCUUCGAGAUGGCCCUGGCUUUGCACAAGUUCACUCUCUUCACUGCCAUUCACAAACAUUACUCCGUGGACGACUGGUCGGAGUUCGCAAAAAAGAAUCCUGAAUGCCUGAAGAGCGUAGCCGUCAGCACGGGCACCGGCGAGGGCGACUUCGAUAAGAUCUCGGCGGUGGUGGCGGCGGUGCCGGAGCUGCAGUACAUCUGUGUGGACGUGGCCAACGGAUACUCUGAGCACUUUGUUCACUUUGUCAAAGACGUCAGGGAGAAGUUCCCCUCCCACACUAUCAUGGCAGGUAACGUGGUGACAGGAGAGAUGGUGGAGGAGCUCAUCCUGGCUGGCGCUGACAUCAUCAAAGUCGGCAUCGGACCAGGCUCUGUGUGCACCACCCGCAAGAAGACGGGGGUGGGGUACCCCCAGCUCAGCGCUGUCAUCGAGUGUGCAGAUGCAGCCCACGGCUUGGGAGGCCACAUCAUCUCUGAUGGGGGAUGUACUUGCCCCGGAGAUGUCUCAAAAGCUUUUGGCGCUGGAGCGGACUUUGUUAUGCUGGGCGGCAUGCUUGCUGGACACUCGGAGAGCGGGGGAGAGGUUAUUGAGAAAAACGGCAAGAAAUACAAGCUGUUCUACGGAAUGAGCUCCGACACGGCGAUGAAGAAACAUGCAGGAGGUGUAGCCGAGUACAGAGCGUCUGAGGGGAAGACGGUGGAAGUUGUUUACAAAGGUCCGGUGGAGGAAACCAUACGAGACGUCCUGGGAGGAGUCCGCUCCACCUGCACCUACGUUGGGGCUGGCAAACUGAAGGAGCUGAGCCGCAGGACCACCUUCAUCAGGGUCACCCAGCAGCUCAACACCGUCUUCGGCAACGACAGCUGAACGUCCUUCAGGUCAAAGGAAAAGUCUGCAACACUGCCUGUUCUCUCUCACUCCCGGAUGCUGCUUGAGCAGGUGUAAAAACAAGUGAGCAGACAUGAGUAUUAAAGAGAUAGUUUGGAUAUUUUUGAAGUGGGGUUGCAUGAGGUACUUAUAGUCAGUGUAUUACCUGCACUAGAUGACUGUCAGCACACACUCAGUUUGUGGAAACAGACAGGAGAACUGACACAGAUGCUAAUAAAUACACUGCUGUGAAUGAGGGCAACAGCUAAAUGUAUUUUAUCCACCUCAUAAGGCGAUAUUUAGAAUACUUCCACCACUAAACCUUGCUGUCAGACAGACAUUUUUGGUGGGAAAAUGAAACCAUAAUAUCCAUCGAGGGUCUCUGCCAUCUAAAACCACUAGAUUGCUUUGAUAAAAAUACUAAUUUUACUUCACUUGCUGGUCUGCCACAGCCUUGAUCAGUUAGAUUGUUUUAUUGUGUGACAAACUAACUAGCCAGCAACAAGCUCCUGUGUUUUGCAUGGUAGAAUGACUGUUUUUGUCUGGUAGUAGUCUGGUGGAUUUGAAGAGAGCAAAGAUAAGUUUCCCUACAGAAAGGUUUGUCUAAUGGCAAAAUAAAGUUUGAAAAUAUACGUAAAAUAGUGUCCCCCAAACUGAUAUUGUUUUGGGUAGUUUUUGCUCAUUUUAGGUGGAUAAAAUAUGUCCACAGUAGUACAUUGCUUAUACUACUGUAGGUAACACACUGACUAUGGAUAAGUACCUCAUAAAAGAUAUCCAAACCAUCCCUUUAAUGCUUAAAACAUGGUCCCUUUACUACCCUUAUUCAUAUUUUUUAACCCAUAAGGAAGGAUUCAAUGCAAUUUUAGUAUAUUGGGUUUCAACUUCACUGACAUUAACAGAGAUUUCUUUCGUUACAUUCACAAUCGAUUCAGAGUCGAUUUAGACUCCAAGUGUUACUUUUGCCAUGCUAUCUACAAGUGUUUCAGGGGUCAGGUUGUCUCCAGACAGUAAACUGGAACAGAACGUCUCCAGCUUUCUGCUGUCUCAUCGUUCCAAUGCAAGGUCCAUAGUUGUCUUUUUAUGCAAAUAGCUGUGUUUUAUCUACAAUGUGUCUUUACACCCAUACUGUAAGCCUUUGUCACACACAUUACAUUUUAGCAAAUGUCUUAAAUUACUUAGAAAGUGCUCAAUAUAUAUGCAGCUGCUGUGGCUAAUUAGGAAACCGAUCACAUCAUUCCACCACAUUUUGCACUUUAAUUAUCUUUUAAUUUGAGCUCUAAUAUUGCAUUUCACUUAUUGUUUUAUAGAAAUGUUUUGAAACAGUGAAUUAGAUAUUUGGAGACCUCUUAUAUGGACCAGUAUGUGCUGAAUGCUACAGUACAGUACUAGAGCACAUACAGUACAUUACAAUGAUGUGCUGAAUUUAUAGCAUAGGUGUUAUUUAACAUAAAUAUAUGCAGCUUUUCUUCCUCUCUGGUUCCAGCUGCUGCUGAUCAGUACCAAAGUUUGUGUGGGCUUAUGUUAGUGAUGUGCACAUUUUAAUUAUGAUUCAUUAUAGCCUUUGAGUUAAGGGGUCAUUCCUUGGAGGUUUCACUUCACACUGUCUGUAGUUAAACAAUGUCAAGCUGUUCUUUCAUGGUCUGUGCUGUUCCAUUUUCUUAUUGUAACAUUGGUGGGAAAAUGUGUUAUUGAUAUGCAGUUUUUAAAUUCACUUGUUUUAAACAGUCAAUAAAAACAUUCCACAUCCUUAAAA